AUGGCGCCAUGUCGGAUGCAAUUCGGCGAACAUCGGCUCAACCAUAGAACACGUAGUUGCAAUCCGCUUCAGAUCAGAUGUGCUGAAUUUGCGCAAUCCUUAGCCAGAGUGGACGCAAAGUCCGGAGCAUCGCGGAGUAUGAAAUACGAAGUUCUGCUUGAUGGUGGUGAUGACCCUCUUGAUCUCGUCAUCGUCCGCUGCGGAAUUCGCCCUCAGUGGCGGCGACACGAUCUCAACAUCCAGCAGGGAAUAAGGUUAGCCGUUGAGUUCAUGAUCCCAGUCAUCAUCCUGGUGGUAGAUAAGACUUCUAUCUCGCUCGAUGUUUCAGUGGAGGUAGUCCAAAUUUUACGUCAGCGCUGCUCUUGGGUGACCUGGAUCGUCUACAUAAGCGAAGGGCUCAUCUUCAGCGGCGAACUGAGCUCGGGGGUCGUUGACAUCUAUCCCGGCUGCUACCAGAGUGUUAUAUAUCAGAAUAUCGCAAUGGUGUGCUUCAUAGCCAUCUCCGCCCAUUCUCCUGCCAGUGUCAUUAUUUACAACGAUGCAACCGUUCUGGACCAUCGCUGCCUGGUUUGGGGGCAUCUCGAUCUCGACAAUGUCGUUCUUGUCGGUGUUCAACCUGUACGGGAUUAG
Messenger RNA from Truncatella angustata, 630 nucleotides. RefSeq lists its product as uncharacterized. Bases 1 to 630 code for a protein of 209 amino acids. The record is from RefSeq and is a predicted model, not a curated record. NCBI's taxonomy places the organism in Eukaryota, Fungi, Ascomycota, Sordariomycetes, Amphisphaeriales, Sporocadaceae. The transcript has a single exon.